Molecule: messenger RNA, 3660 nt
Organism: Scophthalmus maximus (turbot)
Lineage: Eukaryota; Metazoa; Chordata; Actinopteri; Pleuronectiformes; Scophthalmidae
Gene: slc16a6b
Product: solute carrier family 16 member 6b
Exons: 6
Coding region: 429-2060 (543 amino acids)
Biological process (GO): monocarboxylic acid transport; transmembrane transport
Molecular function (GO): monocarboxylic acid transmembrane transporter activity
Source: RefSeq, a predicted model, not a curated record
UGAGAGAGAGAGAGAGAGAGAGAGAGAGACUUUCCGCUUCUCUAACGAGAGAAACCCUGCGCGUUCGUGAGUACGAGCGGUUUUGCGCGCCCUCGUUUGAAUACCGGCUCGAGCCGGUAAAGAGCUGUCAAAGCAGGCAGGAAAUCAUCCAGUGAAGACAAAAGAUGCCGCUGCCUGUGAUCUGUGCCACAGAGAAAACAGGCCGCAGCGACUCUUCUAAUUGUCCAUUUUUUUCGCAUUAGAAGCAAGUGACCUAGGAUAUCACAAUAAAUCAUUAUUGCUGUCUCCAGCCAAAUAGGCUUAUAUCUUUUUAUACGCUGCGUUUAAAGGCUCAACGAGAUGAGGACGAAGUAGAGAAGCCGGCUCGUUCCCACCGGAAGCCUGUUUUAGCCACCCCGCGUCAACUGCUCCGGUAGCCGGCUCUCGCCAUGAGGGUUCCCUAUUCCCAGCGUUGUUUGGGUCCUAAGGUUUACCCAGAAGUGCCUGAUGGCGGCUGGGGCUGGGCCGUGGCUGCGGCCUUCUUCUUGGUGGAGGUCUGCACCUACGGCACCCUCAAGAGCCUGGGCGUCUUCCUCCAGGACCUGAUGGAAGAGUUCGGAGAGAGCAACAGCCGAGUGUCAUGGGUCAUCUCCAUUUGCGUCUUCAUCUUUACCUUCACCGCCCCCCUGUCCAUCAUGCUGAGCAACCGUUUUGGCUAUCGUCCUGUGGUGAUGAUAGGAGGCUUCCUCAUCAGUCUGGGAACCAUCACCUCCGCUUUCACCAAUUCCAUCAACGAGAUGUACAUCACCAUUGGCCUUGUCUCAGGCCUGGGCUACUGCCUCACUUUCCUCCCCACCGUCACCAUCUUAGCCCAGUAUUUCUCCAGACGGCGAGCCCUCGUCACCUCUGUCGCUUCCUCUGGAGAAUCCUUCGCCAUAUUCGCAUUUGCUCCAGCCUUCACCACACUUAAAGAACACAUUGGUUGGCGCUACUGUCUGGUUAUUCUUGGCACCAUUCAGGCUUCUGUGAUUGGAUGUGGGCUUCUCCUAUGUCCAAUCAUCAUUGAGCCAAAACUUGUAAAGGAGGACAGUGAAGCGGACAAAGACUCUCUCUCUCUGAAGCAGACGGCUUACAAGCUUGAGAACGAACAAACCAGAACCUCCAUCAGUUCCACAGUCUCCCGAGGUUCGGAGGACUCAGGCGUUACCUCGCUCUCCGCUUCAAACGUUGACCUCAGGUCUGCGGGGGCAGAAAGCAAGGCCCUGAUGCAGUGGGGAGUGCAGGACAAAGAGGCAGAGGUGGAGGCGGGUCCUCUCAACCCUUCAAGCCCCAAACUCAUGGACUUCUCUGUGCUAAAAGAUGCUGCCUUCAUCUGGUACUCCCUCUUUGGCCUGUUUGCCACGCUGGGCUUUUUUGCCCCGCAGCUCUACAUCAUCGAACUGAGCAAAAGCCGUGGCGUGGAGCCCAGCAUGGCCUCCUAUAUGCUCUCUGUGAUGGCCGUGGCUGAGAUCUUCGGUCGCUUGUCCAUCGGGGUGGUGUUGAACAAAGUCCGCUGCAGGAAGACAAUGGUGUUGUUGGGGUGUGUGGUUCUACUGUGCCUGGUUCUGGUGGCCUUUACAAUAGUGUGGGAGUUCUGGGGCCUGGUGGUCUGCUGCGCCCUCUACGGCUACUUCAUGGGCACCGUGGGCUCCAUACACAUCCCCAUGCUGGCUGAGGAGGACGUGGUGGGCAUUCAGAGGAUGGCGUCAUCUGUAGGAGUGUAUGUCUUCAUCCAGAGCUUCGCUGGGCUGGCCGGACCGCCACUAGGAGGUGUGUUGGUGGAUGUCACACAGAACUACGGUGCUGCCUUCUACUCCUGCGCGGUGGGCAUGGGGCUCAGUGCCAUAUGCCUGGCUCUGGUCGGCCCCGCCAAAUCCGGCAUGUGCCAAAGACAGAGCAGAAACAUAGACGAAGGCAGGAGCACAGAGGAAGAGGAGAAAAUGUCACAGGACAGCAACCAGACCUUUUUGGAGGUGGACCUAGCACCUGAGGACAGUCCUAUUAGACAAGCCCUGGAUCAAGACAACGCCUCUGUAAUAUAAACCCAACCUCAGCGUGACAUCACCUCUUUACUAAAGACAAGGAGGUCAACACGCUAAUACAGAUGCACUUGGUAAGGCUACAGUGUCAUCGACACCCACAAACUUUACAGAUGCUGCUGGUUGCAAAUUUCAGGUGCCACGUACUCACUUUCUGACCAGCUUGAACUUCACUACUUCCCUGGAAGGAGGCUGUCGCUCCUCUGAGACCAAAGACACAACCGCGUUGUUAGCUUCUUAACAACGCCCCACAAAGCUUUCACAAUCCAUUCUAGCAUUUCUAGUUCAUGUUCAGUUUAGGUUGCAGUGCUGCUAUCUCAGGAAAGAAGUAUAGUUGUCAUGGUGAUCGAGGCAUCAUGGGUAUGGCAGAUACCACAAUUACACCUGGUAUUAAAUUGUGUUUUGUAACCAGAUUGUAUCUAGAUAAGUUGGACCUGAUUACAUUUACACCUGGUGUUGAUGUGUAUCCAGUGUCCACAUGAUCUCUGACCUGCUCACGUCACAUCAACAAACAAAAAAAGAGACAGAAGAGGAAGACGCUGUCCACACGUGAAGCUGUGUCAUUGUGUUUUCCUGCUUUUCGAUCGGUCUCAUCUUCAGUCCAUCCAAAGGCGUCUCGAACAACAUGAGAACUGAGGGGCUUCCUGUGUUCACUGGCUAACGACUGCUAGCUGCCUUACUGCUGCGACCUGUCGGACCAGUCAUAUUGUUGUGUGUGAAUUGUGUUCUAUCCAAAAACAGUCCAAUUACCCAAAAUAAGUUGUAAUGCCAGGUGUACAUGGGAUACUUUGUAUGAGAAGCUCCCUCUCUCAUAUAACGCUGAUUCCUCAAACAUGACACAGUCACUUCUUCAGCAAAGUGUGGAGAGGGAGACACACACCUCAUGGCUUUAAAAUAUACCCCCCCCCCCCCAGAAAAAUAAGGAACACUUGACAAUCUGCCUUUUAUGCACCAGAUGCAUGGAGAGUGAUCGGCUAAAGCUGGACAAGAACAGGUCAUCGUGUCAUCUGUACAUACUGCAGGUCUAGUUCAUGUAUUGAUAUUUAAUUUCUUACACUAUGAUAACAACAGCAAUACUGCAGCAGUGUUCACUGGUGGUUGAGGAUCUGUGAUACUGGAGGUGUCAGCCUCCACUUGACUUCCUUGCUCCUGUGCUGCUUGAGGUGAAAGCAUUGCCUGUAUAUAUACUGUCAUGUUAUCAUGAUCCUUUCAAUGUACUGUAGAAUGACCUUGUUAAGUAUAUUUGCACGCAGCCUGAAUGGGAGGGUGAUAAUAUAGCAGAACCUUGGGGGUUUACAGUGAUUUUUUUCCCUAUCAGUGCCACAAGUAGAUGAACACAAUGUGCACAUGUCAAAUUGUAGAAGUAGAGAUGGCCAUUUAUGUAGUAUUUGUAUGCAAAGGUGUGAAGGAGGCAUUUGACAGGAGUGAGAGCGUCCACACCCACCUUCACAUGACUUGAAUUACUCUGUCACCUUUAUUUAAAAAUAAUUACGGUUUGAUGUUCUUUUUUUUUUUAUUUAACUUUUUUUGCCAGGCAGGUUCCUGUCUGUAAAAGUGCUGCACAAGUGCAAAUUUUUAAAAUAAAAUCUCCUCCAAACUCUGA